Messenger RNA from Chironomus riparius, 2262 nucleotides. Lineage: Eukaryota; Metazoa; Arthropoda; Insecta; Diptera; Chironomidae. The record is from the annotation of a GenBank genome assembly.
GCGAAACGUAAAUAAAAAAAUAAAUCAGUGAUAAUGAAGUUAAUUAUAAUUUAUUUAGCGCUUCUAACGACUUACUGUAAUUCUCUUCGUCAGUAUACAAAAGAAGAUAUCCUAAGGCUAAGAGAAGAUGCCAAGAAGAUGUUUUAUCACGGAUAUGACAGCUAUUUAAAGUAUGCAUCAGAUUAUGAUGAAUUGAAGCCACUGAGUUGUUGUGGAAAGAAUACAUGGAUUAGUUCCAAACUGACUUUAAUUGAUGCAUUAGAUACGCUAAUUGUAUUGAAAAACUACACAGAAUUUAAGCGAGUAUCAGAUUACAUUAUAGCUAAUGUAGAUUUUGAUAAAGACAUUAAUGUAUCAGUCUUUGAAACAAACAUCCGAAUUGUAGGAGGUCUCUUAUCUGCUCAUUUGUUAUCACAUAAAGCACAAAUGGAACUAGAGCCUGGAUUCCCCUGUAACGGACCACUAUUAAGGCUUGCUGAAAAAGUAGCUAGGAAGUUACUUCCUGCAUUUGACACAAAGACAUCUAUGCCUUAUGGAACUAUUAACCUUAUGCAUGGUGUGCCUGAAGGCGAAACUAGUGUGUCUUGUGUUGCAGGCAUCGGAACUUUUAUUAUAGAAUUUGGCACAUUGUCAAGAUUAACGGGCGAUUCAAUUUAUGAAGAAGUAGCAUUAAAUGCUCUAUAUUCCCUCUAUAAUCAUAGAUCAGCAAUUGGAUUAUUAGGAAAUCAUAUAGACGUACAAACAGGAAUUUGGACUGCUCAAGAUUCAGGCAUAGGCGCUGGAGUUGAUUCAUAUUAUGAAUAUUUAGUAAAAGGAUCAAUUUUGUUAAAUAGACCGGAACUAAUGGAAAUGUUCUUGGAGCUUCGUAAAUCGAUUGAUAAAUAUUUACACAAGGACGAUUGGCAAAUUUGGGUAAGCAUGAAUAAAGGACAAAUGACGCUUCCAGUCUUCCAAAGUUUACAAGCUUUUUGGCCAGGACUUUUAUCUCUAAUUGGUGAUAUAAAUCCUGCCAUGAAGAUUCUUUACAACAUGCAUACUGUGUGGAGACAGUAUGGAUUUUUAGCCGAGAUGUACAACAUUCCAAAUGCUGAGCCUACAAAUGCUCGAGAAUCUUAUCCUUUAAGACCAGAACUUAUUGAGUCUGUGAUGUAUUUGUAUCGUGCAACUGGCGAUCCUUAUCUUUUGGAGGUUGGUGAAGACAUUCUUACAUCAAUAGAGCAUAGUGCAAAGACAAAUUGUGGAUAUGCUUCAAUUAAAAAUGUCAAGGAUCAUCGGAAGCAAGACUCAAUGGAGUCAUUUUUCUUGGCAGAAACUACAAAAUAUCUUUAUCUACUUUUUGAUCCUGACAACUUCCUGAAUAGCGAUGGAAGAUAUGGAACAAUAAUAAAUACUAAGAAUGGAGAGUGUAUUAUUGAGUCUUCCUACAUAUUUAAUACUGAAGCACAUCCAAUUGAUUUAGGUGCAUUAAAAUGCUGUCAUGAUUUGCCUCGUGAGUCUUUAGUCAAAGGAUUUAGUCGACAGAAAUAUUUAGGUGAUAUAGCAAUAGAAAAAUUUAAUGACGAUGAUUCCAAGACUGAUGAUUUAGAUAACGAAUCAAAGCCUAAUGAUGAGUUUAAGCAACAAUUGUUGGAAGAGAUCAUAAGUGCUUUAUCUAAUGCCAAUAAAAAGAUAAAAGACAAUUUAGAUCUGCAAAAGCGACUUGUUGAAGUCUCAAACCGUCAAAAAUUUGAUAAAGAACAAGAAAUUAAGGUAGAGCAGCACGCAAAUGUCGAUGAAGACAAUUCAGGUGAUGAAAAGCUAGAGAUUAUUAAAUUAACAACUAAUGAACUGGAAUCAGAUGACGUUAAUCAGUCAAAACUAGAUAAUGACUUAAAAUUAGAAGAUUCAAUUAAAAGUCAAGUCAAAACAGACAUAAAAAUAAUUAAAAAGUCAGCCGAGAAAAACAAUAAUUCGAUAAUAACAGAGUUUGUUAAGAACAUCCUUAAGACUGCACAGUCAAAGCCAAAGAAAUUUGAUUCUCAAAUAUUACUUGAGAAAAUUAAAACAAAUUCAUUUGGAUUCACUAGGAAUGAAACGUGGACUACAAAGUAUGAUUUACUUACAUGUAAAGCUCAAGCUUAUAGUAACAGAAUCAGCGUAAUGGGCGAGUUUUAUUGAUAUGUUUUAACUUUUAAGAAACUAUGAUAAGAAUAAAAAAAGACGUUAUAAAAGAACUUGAAAUUUCACAGCAACCCUGAUAAUUAUGUCGAACCCUGUCGUGCA